AUGUCCUCCUGGGACGACGACGACUCGGCGGCGGCGGCGGCCACGGACGUGGAGCUGCUCAAGCGGGCGUGGCGCAACGAGAAGGCCGCGCCGGAGAUCCUCCGCUUCGACUCGCCGCUCGUGUCCCGCGUCCGCGAACAGAUCCAGCUCCUCGAGGAGACGCUCGACGACUUCGCCGACAGCGGCGUCGACGACCUGGUGGUCUCGCUCUACCAGAUGGACCUCGACCGCACUCUCUUCCUCCUCCGCUCCUACCUCCGCCUCCGCCUGCAGAAGAUCGAGAAGUACACGAUGCAUAUCUCCAGGUCCGACGACCUCCUCAGCCGCCUGUCGCAGCAGGAACGCCGCUUCGCCAAGAGUUGCGCGGAGAUCAUGGAGAAGCAUCUGGAGCAGUCGGUGCUGUCCAAGCUCCCGUACGGGUAUGACUCGGUUACCAGGCAGUCGUUGUCCAGCACUGAGGAUGACAUGGUGCCAGAGCCUCAGCUUGACACUUUUGUCUUCUGCAAGACCAAGAGCGACGUUGGUGCAUUUCAGCUAGAUGACAUAGGAGAGGAGGUUGUGGAUUUGGUUGCCGAUGACUUGUAUGUUCUUCGGUACAAGUCCAUCAAGGGACUCGUUGAGGGUGGCCGGAUCGACCUCAUCUGA
Molecule: messenger RNA, 645 nt
Organism: Miscanthus lutarioriparius
Lineage: Eukaryota; Viridiplantae; Streptophyta; Magnoliopsida; Poales; Poaceae
Source: the annotation of a GenBank genome assembly